Messenger RNA from Bubalus bubalis (water buffalo), 1877 nucleotides. It is a transcript of the gene PFN4, whose product is annotated as profilin family member 4. Gene Ontology annotation, molecular function: actin monomer binding. The record is from RefSeq and is a predicted model, not a curated record. The coding region runs from base 974 to 1363 and encodes 129 amino acids. The transcript is spliced from 5 exons. Gene Ontology annotation, cellular component: cell cortex. NCBI's taxonomy places the organism in Eukaryota, Metazoa, Chordata, Mammalia, Artiodactyla, Bovidae.
AUCACGCACGACCCCGCUCCUUCACCCCUACCGGUGAGCAAGGUGCGAGCGGCCUCCGCAGCGGAAAAGUUGAAUGGCCGCGACUGGUACCUCAGCUCCCUUUAAAACUGGCAGAGCCUCUGGAUCACGCUAGAGCCAGACCCGACAGCCUACCGUGCCAGAGCGGUCGGCUGAGGCGGGAGAGCCCGCCGCACCUGCGGCCCAACGAGCUCGAGGCCGUCGCCUUGGUAGAUGAGAACGUUCUGCGUCCAGUGAUUCGAUAGGAACCGCCCCCCACCCCACCCCGCCCCACGACUCCUCCGACGCGGCGACCCCUGCGUCCCUGAGCCGCGCGCAAGUGCACUCCCGCGACCGCGUCAGGCUGAGAGGGAACCUGGUAAGCAGUAGCGCCCGCGCCCGCGGGUAGACCCUGGUUUGCGGGCGAAGCUAGAGCGCUUCUCGGUGAUGGGCAGCUGCCACAGCCAGUACCUGGGCUAGUCGCCCUCUCGCCCCGCCUUCCCCUGCGUCCGUUGACGGCCGUCUGCGCCUCAAGCCCGGCCUCGGUGGAGCGUUGAGCUCCUUUUCCGAGGCUGCUGACUUCAGUGGGUCUGCCCGCGCCGCGCUUCCCUAAGCCCUCAGUGCCUCCUGUGUUUCUCCCCCUCAGACAACCAGACCGGAUUUAAACCACUCCCCUGUCCCUCAGUAACUCCGCUCCAGGAAGCUGUCGAGGGCCAAAUCACCACGAUGGGAGUGGCGGGCUAGGGACGCCUGCCGUUAGGAUCUCUUGGAAGGACGAGUGUUUGUGGAACUCGUCCCCUAUGAGCACCGUCCAAGAAGACUUGGAAACUUGUAGGAAAAAUGUCGCUCUAGGUUCCAUAAGGUGUUUCUGUGUGCUGUGCUUGGUCGCCCAGUCGUGUCCGACUCUUCGCGACCCCGUGGACUGUAGCCCGCCAGGCUCCUCUGUCCAUGCGGAUUCUCCAGAACUGAGGGGAGCAUGAGCCAUUUGCAGAACUUACUGUUAGAUACACUCCUGGGAACAAAGCAUGUGGACAGCGCAGCCCUCAUCAAACUCCAGGAGCGGAGCCUAUGUGUAGCAUCACCAGGAUUUAGUGUAAUGCCCAGUGAUGUCCGAACACUUGUAAAUGGGUUUGCCAAGAACCCUUUGAAAACCAGAAGAGAAGGAUUGUAUUUCAAGGAGAAGGACUACAAAUGUGUCCGGGCAGAUGACUAUUCUCUUUAUGCCAAGAAUGAAAACACUGGUGUGAUUGUUGUGAAGACCCAUCUGUAUCUUCUGGUGGCAACUUACUCUGAAGGCAUGUAUCCUAGUGUCUGUGUGGAAGCCACAGAGAAGUUGGGAGACUAUCUAAGAAGAAAAGGGAAUUAAGUCAUCAGAGGACUAUGAAAGAUGGCUUUUAUGAUUUUGGAAGAAAAUUAUAGAUCCUAAAGAAAUAAAUGCCUUAUUUUGUGGUUUAAAAACACUAGGCAGAAGAUACUGAAAAGGAAGAAUGAAUUAAGGAAGGAAUUUUUCUUAUUUCAAGAGGUCCUCUUUUUAAAUUGGAAUUAUUUAAUCCACUUUAUCUUUUUUCUUUAGUGUUGUUCAUUGGCAUGAAUGUGAGGCACUGAUAGUUUCACAGAGCAUAUCUGUUGGAAAACUCCUCUAUGAGUCUCUUGUAUUCCCACAAAUAUUGUUGGAUAUGCCAAGAAUGCAAGAAUGACUGAAUUUAAAUCUCCAGUCCCUCUCCCCUCUCCAGAGAUCAGCGGUUGGGGGACCAGGGACAAAGGCUAAAAAUAUUUAUUAUAUCACUUCUGGUCUUAAUGGCAAGGUUGUACCAGGUAAAAAGGUGGAUAUAUCUUGCUAUCUUAGCCAGAUUAAGUAUUAAACAUUCAGUUCAUCCCAA